Messenger RNA from Botrytis byssoidea, 531 nucleotides. RefSeq lists its product as uncharacterized. NCBI's taxonomy places the organism in Eukaryota, Fungi, Ascomycota, Leotiomycetes, Helotiales, Sclerotiniaceae. The transcript is spliced from 2 exons. Bases 1 to 531 code for a protein of 176 amino acids. Gene Ontology annotation, molecular function: protein binding. The record is from RefSeq and is a predicted model, not a curated record.
AUGGCUCUGGGCAAUGAGCUAGUUACAAUAACUAUAGCCAAGGAGAAGCAAAAGUUCACUCUCCAUAAGCAGCUCCUAUGCGAGUCUGUGGAAUAUUUUCGCGCAGCUUUCUCAGCAGGUGGAUUUAGAGAGAGCCAGACUUCUAGUAUGGAUAUGCCAGAGGAUGAUCCCGAAGCUUUCGAGCUGUUUAUUCAUUGGCUGUAUCGCGGAGAAGUAAGGAGGGCAACAGAACUUACGGAUAUCGACCAAUUUCUCCAGCUUUACAUCUUUGCUGAGAAGCUGUGCCUGAACGGAUUGGCGAAUAAGACUAUGGAUGCAAUACAGGCGAUAAGCGAUGACUUUAAUGAAUUCACUCAAUGUAGUCUAGAGCAAAUGGACGGCGUCUGGAGAAACACGUCUUCUACAUCGCCCGUACGCAAAUGGCUCAUUCUUAUACUUGUCUACAAUGUUUGGGGUUGGGAGAAUGAGGGAAUCAGUACAGACGAGAAAAAGACAUUUCCGCUGGAUACUGAAAAGAUAAUCUCUCUGUGA